GUGUGUGUGUGUGUGUGUGUGUGUGUGUGGAGAGCAAGCGAGAGGAGUCAGCUGGUCGAAAAGUGCAGGUUGAGAGCGGUGCAUGUGUGUGUGUGUGUGUGUGUGUGUGUGUACGUGAGUGUGUGUACGUGUGCAGAGGAGCGCACCUCCGGGGGGAACAAGGUGAAGGCGGCUGAACAGCGGACGGAGUUUUCUGGGUGGAAGCAGUUUGUGUGGAGCUCCAGACGAGGACGGACGAGGCGCGCCGGGUGCUGCUGCUGCUGCUGGACACGAUUCCUGAGCUGCGUGCUGCCCUCUGAUCACAGGUGCUGGUGAGACCAGAGGGUGCCAUUCCCUACAGAGGGAAUACUGAAGGAACACCAUGGCCUUAGCGGGAUGCCCUGACUACUUCUUACGUCACUCAAACUACCAGGAAAGCAUGGACCGCACUUCCUCUCGCAGGCCCGACGAGCUGAUUGUUCCAGGCUUUCAACGCUCGGCCAAUCAAAAUUUGCCACAUCACCAUGACGACGACGUGGACCUGGAGCAGCUGGUGAAUGACAUGAACUCCUCCAUGGAGAGUGUGUACCCUGUGCAGGCAGACACGGCGCUGCUCCUGAACAACGGCCACGUGCACACUCCCAACCACCACCACCAACAUAUACACCCUGCCUACCCGGGACACGGCCAGGCCCACCGUCGUCACACCCCACCUCUGCGGCACUCUCAGCCCAUGCACAUCCAGGCCGUCAGGUGCCUGCAGGAAGAGCAUCAGCUGCGUCCAGCCUCCCUGCCCGCCAUCCCCAAUCCUUUCCCCGAGCUCUGCAGCCCAGCAAGCUCCCCCGUCCUCAGCCCCAUACAGAGCUCCGACAACCACAUAGUGAAGGUGUGGAGCGAGGAUGGGGCCGGUAAGGUGGUGGAGAUCCCGGCGGACAUGACGGCCAGAGAUGUGUGUCAGCUCCUGGUCUACAAGAGCCACUGUCUGGAUGACAACGCCUGGACGCUGGUGGAGCAUCACCCCAUCCUUGGCCUUGAGCGGUGUCUGGAGGACCACGAGCUGGUGGUUCAGGUUCAAGCCUCCAUGAGCAGCGACAGUAAAUUCCUCUUCAGGAAGAACUAUGCCAAAUAUGAAUUCUUCAGGAACCCCCUGAACUUUUUUCCAGAGCAGAUGGUGGCGUGGUGUCAGGAGUCUGAUGGCUCAAUCCCUCAGUCACAGCUCUUACAGAACUUUCUGAACUCCAGCAGCUGUCCCGAGAUCCAGGGUUAUCUGUACGUGAAGGAGCCCGGACGCAGGUCCUGGAAGAAACUCUACAUGUUCCUGCGACGCUCUGGGCUCUACUACUCCACUAAAGGAACAUCCAAGGAGCCUCGACACCUGCAGCUGCUGUCAGACCUGGAGGACAGCAACAUCUUCACCAUCAUCACAGGAAGAAAACUCCACAACGCUCCCACAGACUACCAGUUCUGCAUCAAGCCCAGCAAAGUGAGGAGUGACUGCAAGGAGCUGAAGAUGCUGUGUGCUGAGGACGAACAGAGCAGGACCUGCUGGAUGACUGCCUUCAGACUGCUCAAAUAUGGGAUAGUACUGUAUCAGAGCUACAACGGUCCCCAGCAGAGGAAGUCUAACCUCUCACCUUUCUCUGCUCCUGUGCGGAGUGUAUCUGAGAAUUCCCUGGUCGCCAUGGACUUUUCCGGGCGGACCGGACGCGUCAUCGACAACCCCGUCGAGGCUCAGAGUGCUGCCCUGGAGGAGGGACAGACCUGGAGGAAACGGAGCCAGCGUAUGAAUGUCCUGGGCAGUCCCAGCCCACUGCACCCAUCCUCUCUGAGCACAGUGAUCCACAGGACACAGGUGUGGUUUCACGGUCGCAUCAUGAGAGAGGAAGCCCACAAAAUGAUCAUCCAACAAGGCCAAGUAGACGGGUUAUUCCUGUUGCGGGACAGUCAGAGUAACCCCAAGGCAUUCGUGCUUACCUUGUGCCACCACCAGAAGAUCAAGCACUUCCAGAUCCUACCGUGUGAGGAGGACGGUCAGGUGUUCUUCAGCCUCGAUGACGGCACCACCAAGUUCACCGAUCUGAUCCACCUGGUGGAGUUUUACCAGCUCAACAGAGGAGUGCUGCCCUGCAAGCUCAAACACCCCUGUACCGCCGUGGCCUUGUGACACUCCACACCCCCAACACUUCCACCCCUUUUUUGCACACCUCUCACCCUGAGAUCCCACCCCCCCAUCUGCCCCUCCCUCACCAACGCAAUGAGGUCGAGAAAAGUUAGGUCGAGAUUCGGGGAUGUGAACAACUCAGCUGGCACUGGUAGUUUGAUUUCUCCAGUGCGCCGGUGCUUAUCUCCGCCUUACCACUGCUUGGAUGUUUGAAUGUGAACCGUUCAGACAGCUCAAGCGUGCAGAUUGUGGACCCAGCAGUCGCCCAACUCCUGCGAUGUUGUCAUGGAGACUCAAUUGUUUUGUCAUUGCCAUUUUGACCCUGGAGAGACACCAUACGUUAGCUAAGGUUCAGCAGGAGUGCUGCGGGUCUCCUGGAUGGAUACCUCCCUCAGAGUCCCUCACCCUUCAACUCUCCCUCCAGCCUCCCUCAUCCUCCAGGCCUGAUAAGCUGUGGUGCCCGCCCCACCCUCGCCCCUUCAUGGGCGGGGAGCGCCACCCUCUGACUUCCUCAUCAAUCAUCAGGGAUGGACGGGAACCUCUCUGGGUCUUAUCAAACUCGAUCCAGGAGUUUUCUCAACCUGUGCAGUCCAGUCUGGAUAAGCUGACACCCUGCCCCCCGCCUCCAACCCCAACACCCGAGCGAACUCGAUGCGGCCUCUCUGCUGUGUCCUGUCCCACAAUCCCUUGGUGCAACCCCGAUUCCCGCCUCUCCUCCUCCACAGGAGCUCAGAGAAAAGUCGGGAGAGAAGAGAGAAGUAGCUAAAGGCAAGACGAGCAGAGCAGUGGAGGGUUUGCUGAAAGGACAGAGGAAUGUGUAUCAGGAAGGCUGAACGAGCCUCUCUUGUAGAGUUGAUUACUUGAUGUCAUUUUAAUGCUGUUUUAUUACUGUUGAUUCAAUGCAGAACUAGUUUUGCACUCCCGGGCGGACAGACGACAGCUGUUCCCUCUAGCUAAAUGAAACUGCCUGCUCUCUGUUCGUCCUCCUCCUCCUCCACCACCCCCCUUCUGAAAAGCAUGCAUGUGAAUUUCCAGCAGUUCUGAUUGGAUUACAGUGGCGUGGGAGCAAAGAGAGUCAGGGCUGAUUAUGCAGUGCCUUUCAGGAAGGUUUGGGGACGUCUCGGACCUCCGUGUGGCUCGAACCAACACGGCCACACUUUGGUGAAAACAACUGUGCGUCUCAAGACUUUGAAGAGGAGGAAGACUGUUAAAUAGACUCCUGAAAAGUGCGUCCACCCCAAGCUUCUACCGUUUUUUAAGAUUUGAAAGGGUUACAUCUGUUGGUGAAUUUGUCUUUGAAUGUCAUUUUCUUUUCCUAAGUCUGUUCUGAGCUCACUGCUUGCACAUGUUGAUUAUUGAUUUGAUAUCGAUGGGUUGGAGCUGUCGUGUUCGGAUCCUGACCACUGUUCCCUCUCUCCACAAAAGACAAAUCAACAAAAGCACUCCCAUAACGUUUUUCUUUUUGUUUGUUUUAGUAUGGAAUUGAUCAAAUGACUUGAAAUGUGAACUCAGUUGAUUGUGUGUCAGCAUGCAGUGGAACGAGAUUCACUCGCCUUAAGUGAAAGUUGUGAUCCUUGUGUAUGAAAUUGAAGCUAUAUUUUGAUGCACAUACGGUAACGUAUUUCAGAUUUCAAGUGGGUGGAGUAACAUCGAGAGCGUUAGUGGUGAUCUUAAAUGGACAGUUUAACAUUUUUGGACUUUCUCACUUCCUUGCCAAGAGUUAGAUGCUCAGAGUGAUACCACUCAUGACUGUGAGCUGAAUAUGAAGCUACUGCCAGCAGCUGGUUAGCUUAGCUUAGCUUAGCAUAAAGACUGGAAACAUGGGAAAACAGUUAGCCUGGCUGUCUGGAGGUUACAAAAAACCUCCUGUGCACAUCUGUACAGCUCAUGAGUUAACACAUUAUAUCUUGUAGAAACAAUUUGUGGUUUAACCAGGGUUGUGUGCUCGACUAUUGACGUGAUUUCCUAAGCUAAGCUAACCAGCUGCUAGCUGUACAGUAGCUUCAUGUUUACAGUGCAGAACACGAUGGACAUGAGUCUUAAACCUUGUUGUUUUAUCCUUAAAGGAAUUCUUCAGCUGCAAAGUGACCAUUCGUUACCUUUAAUUCAUGAAUUUGUUUUUCUGGUGUGCUUCCACGGUAAAAAAAAACUUUGACCCUGAUUACUUCAAUUCAUGAUGAAUGUUCGCCUUUUUUGGAUUCUCCGUUCACUGUGGAGGCAUUCUAGAAAAACAAAGUUUUCUUCACAAAUUUACAGUUUUGUGGGUGAAGUAUUCUUCUACCAUUUUUUAUUAUGUGUGAUCUUGGGUCCUCUCUCUUAUUGUACCAAAUAACUCAAGACAUGACAGUGGUAUCAGUCUGCUCAUCAAAGUCUUUGCAAUUCCCUAAAAUGUCAAACUGUUUUCCAAAAGUAAAAAUCAACUUGAACACGAUUUAGAAAACAGGUGUUGGUAAUGCAGCCUUGCAUUUCUGGGUCUGUUGUCUUGUUACGUGCUGCUGUAUGAAUCCUAUUUCUGCUGAUAACUGGCUAAACAACAACAUCACGUCCAGAUUUUUCCAGCAGCUGCAUGUUGCAGUUCAGUAACGUCAGUGUUGAACAGUCCUAGACUUCCAAACAGUGAGGGCGUCUUUCUUGAACAGCCACAACAAUCAAACAGGGAGAAACUCAUGUCGAUAGAAGUAGAGGAAGUCAUUUUCACACCAGCAGUAGCCUCAGUAGACCAGAAUGCCUUGAAGUCAUCAGGCGUGUCGUCAGUUAGUGUUAGUUUAUUAUUUUAGAUUCAUUGAUUGGUCACCACAAAACUAUUUGGCAACUAUUUGGAUUUUCAGUAAUCUGUUUUUAAGAAAAAAUGCCAAUUAUAUAAAGGUUCCAGGUUCUCAGCGAGCAUGUGCUGCUUCUCUGCGUCUUUUAAGUAAGAUUUAAGUGAACUGAAUAUCUUUGGACCGACGGCCAGACAAAAAAAAACAAUUCGAAGACAUCACCGAGUAUCUUGGAAAUUGUGAUGAACAUUUUUAAGAGUUUUGUGACAUUUUAUUCCCCCAACGAUUCCUCGAUUAAUUAAGAAAAUUAAAAAGCAAAUCUUUUGAUUUAAUGGUCCAUCUAUGUCCCAACCCUCACCUGUAGUUACGAGCUUUCGGUAGUGACCGAAAGAAUGAGAUUGUGGAUACAAGCCGCUGAAAUGAGUUUUCUCUGUGGGGUGGCUGGGCUCAGCCUUAGAGAUAGUUCGAGGAGAUCAGACAUUCGGAGGGAGCUCGGAGUAGAGCUGUUACUCCUUGGCAUUGAAAGGGGUCUUGUUCACGAGUGAGGGUUGAAUGGAGCAUGAGAUGGAUCGGCGGUUUGGUGGGGCUUCUGCAGAGAUGCAGGCAUUGCGCUGGACCAUCCUGGUGAAGAUGGAGCUGAGCUGCAAGGCAAAGCUUUUGACUUACUGGUCCAUCUACGUCCCAACCCUCACCUAUGGUCAUGAGCUCUGGGUAGUGACCAAAAGAAUGAGAUCGUGGAUACAAGCGGCCGAAAUGAGUUUUCUCUGGUGUCUGGGCUCAGCCUUAGAGAUAGGGUGAGGAGCUCGGACAUCCGGAGGGGGCUCGGAGUAGAGCCGCUGCUUCUUUGCAUCGAAAGGGGUCAGUUGAGGUGGUUCAACAUCUGAUCAGGAUCCUCCUGGGCGCCUCCUGUUGGAGGUGUUCAGGGCACGUCCCACUGGUAGGAGGCCCCGGGGCAGACCCAGAACACACUGGAGAGAUUACAUAUCUCAUCUGGCCUGGGAACGCCUCGGGGUCCCCCAGGAGGAGCUGGAAAGCCUCACUGGGGAGAGCGACGUCUGGGGAUGCUUUGCUCAGUCUGCUGCCCUCAGAUAAGCAGUUGAAAAUGGAUGGAUUAAUCAUCAAUUUGGCUAGCUCGCUCAAUUUCUGUGGCCUCAGCCCUGUAUGUCAUUGAGAGCAGCAUGAUCAUGCCUAUUUCUGGUUGUUGUAGAAAAGCAUUCUGGGAGAUGAAGUGAAAAGUAGACAAAGCAGGUAAACUAUGCAAAGGUGGUCCAUCGGAAAAAUAGAGUAUGACACUUAAAUACUGAACAAAUCUAAGUGAAAGCCAUCAGAUGUGAAGUGUCCGACUGCGGCAUCCCCAAGUGGUAACAUAAAGAACAGCUGUUUCCACAUGCUAUAUUUCAUGGUGGUCUUAACACGGCAUCUGAGGACUGCCCUGUGGUCAUCCAGAAUACAAGAGAGGACCACAUUUAUAAGAAUAAAAAACAUGACAGGAGACCAGAGAAGACAAGUUCUUUUGUCUUUUCCUGCCCUCUCCUGCUGUCGUGUGACCAGCGAAUGAAAAUCCUGCAGGCAUGUGACAUAACACCUGCUUAGCCUCACCUGCACCUCCGCUCCAUCCUGUGCCAGACUCACGGUGAACAGGGUUAGCACGGGGCCAUCAGACUCCCUGCCAGGCUAACUAAACUCUCUCCAAGUAUUGUCGUUGACAUCACAAGCCACUGCCAUCGCCGCAGGUCAACCAUUCACGUGACUGUUGACUCAGCAGCUCUGCGCUCCACCCGUCAGGCCUUUCUAGUCAGCCAGGGCAGACUCUCUCCAGGGAUUGGAUAAUGCUUGAACCCCCCGCCCCCCUCUCCUACCUGUGUCCAGCCUGUAAGCUAUGACCCUGUGGUGAAUAUGUGUGCGUGUGCGUGUGUGUGUGUGUGUGGAGGCCAGACUGUUAUAUUCACUCUUCAGGAUUGCUUAGUCUGCUGGUUAUUAUAACUUGCCUUUUAGAGACAGGAAGUUGCUUGUCGGCCGGGUAAAGUCGAGCUGAGCGGUGGAUUUAGAGGAGACAGGAGUUUGGCUGGAGGUAUCCCAGCAUGCCCCAGUCUUCAGCUGAGGUUCUUCCCUGUCUGUCAGAGAGGGACGCGAGGCCACAUGGGUCCUCUCCUUCUCCCUCCCUUUUUUUAAUCACUGUGCUACAAUUCAAUCGUAUACACAAGCCCAAGUAUAUGAAUAUACCAGUAUACAGUAUCAUUUGUUUUCUAAGUAUGUGAAGCUAUGGAAGACGUAGAUCUAACACUGUACCUAGGUCACAGAUCACUAUGUAUGGGGCGUUAUGCUUUUGCUCAUAACUCCGUGUUAAAUGAAGAAUGAUUUAUUUAGUCCUUUUUUUCCAUUAUUUGAUUGUGUGUAUAUUGACAUCAUGUGUAUUUUCUUUGGUUUGCCACAAAAGGACCUUUUAUAUAUAUAUAUAUAAAUAUAAAUAUAUAUAAAAAGAAUAUACCACAGUA
This is a messenger RNA of Epinephelus moara (kelp grouper), 7394 nucleotides long. Its product is annotated as growth factor receptor-bound protein 10-like. Gene Ontology annotation, biological process: insulin receptor signaling pathway; negative regulation of Wnt signaling pathway; negative regulation of insulin receptor signaling pathway. The coding region runs from base 362 to 2143 and encodes 593 amino acids. Lineage: Eukaryota; Metazoa; Chordata; Actinopteri; Perciformes; Serranidae. The record is from RefSeq and is a predicted model, not a curated record. Gene Ontology annotation, molecular function: insulin receptor binding. The transcript has 17 exons.